GGGAGGAAAUGCACUGUUCGCCUCUCAUCAAACGAGCAGCUGGAGAAAAGUACCAUCCCGAAAGCUUUAAACAAAGAUGGGAAAUAUUGAAAAAGUUAGGAGAAGGGGGUUUUUCCAAAGUUACUAUCGGAAAGCGAAAGAGCGAAGAGGAUUCCGUGUAUUCCGGUUUUGGACCUACCAACGCUUCUCGUGAUGAAACGAUUUCUGAAGUUGCUAUUAAGUGUAUUUCAAAGGAAGACAUGAGAAACGGUUCGGAGAGUGAAGAAUUAGUUGCGCGCGAGAUACAGACUUUUGUGACUGUUGGAAAUGGUUAUCCCUAUGUCGCUCAGUUGUACGAAGUAUGUGAAGACGAAAAGUUUGUUUAUUUGAUAAUGGAACUACUAUCUGGAGGAGAACUUUUCGACCAAAUCGUGCAACGAGGCCACUUUUCCGAGAAAGACGCUAGUGCUAUCGCUUCGUGUAUGAUUUCUUCAGUUGCACAUUGUCACUCGAAACACGUCGUUCACCGAGAUCUCAAACGUGAGUUGAAGUUUUUCCCAAGUCAUUUUCUGACAACUAGUUUAGCUGAGAAUUUUGUUUUUGAAAGUCAUGCUUAUGACGCAAAAUUGAAAUUGAUUGACUUUGGUUUGGCAGCCAUUAUGGCCAGUCCUGCAUCAACAUUUCGAACCAUUUGUGGUUCUCCAUCCUAUGUUGCUCCAGAAAUACUUUAUCAGAAGCCUUAUACGUAUAAGGUGGAUAUUUGGAGUUUGGGAGUAAUUAUUUAUAUCUUAUUGGCAGGAUAUGCACCUUUUGAAGCGAAAGAUGAGAAAGAGCUUUUUCGUCGAAUAAAACACGACCCUGUUCGAAUGGAAGGAAAGGAAUGGGAUGCUAUAUCUUCUGAUGCGAAGCAUUUUGUAGCUUCGUUGUUGGAAAAGGAUCCACGAAAGAGACCUUCAUGUGAAGAAUGUCUACAGCAUCCUUGGAUAGAGAAAGGCCAGCAUAUUCUUGAAGAGCAGCAUCAUUUGGAACAUACAGUAAAGAAUUUAAGACAAUUCAAAGCAAGGCGUAAUUGGCAUGCAGCUGUUGCCGGAGUUACUGCAAUGAAUCGCAUGGCUCGCUUAGCCCAUCUUCAUCACCAUGUAUUACGUUCUGCUAGUGAGACUGAUCAGAGUGGCUCUCCUCCGUCAGAAGAGAAAACCAACAAUGAAGAGGAGAAGGAUGGAGACAAAUCAACGAGGCCACAAGAUGGUAAAGUUCAGGAUCCAGUCAAGGAAGGAUUAGAAACUUCAAAAGAGACUUUGACUUCAUCCUUAAAGACAAAGAAUGAACCUGCAGACAAAAAUGACACCAACACCAAACAUAUGCCAAGUGAAAGGGAACCUUUCUGUUCUUGUGUCAUUUCUUAAGGAGUACUUCAUAUUUAUUCCUU
Molecule: messenger RNA, 1408 nt
Organism: Galdieria sulphuraria
Lineage: Eukaryota; Rhodophyta; Bangiophyceae; Galdieriales; Galdieriaceae
Product: serine/threonine protein kinase isoform 2
Exons: 7
Coding region: 9-1385 (458 amino acids)
Biological process (GO): intracellular signal transduction; protein autophosphorylation; peptidyl-serine phosphorylation
Cellular component (GO): nucleus; cytoplasm
Molecular function (GO): ATP binding; calcium-dependent protein serine/threonine kinase activity; calmodulin binding
Source: RefSeq, a predicted model, not a curated record